Molecule: messenger RNA, 1575 nt
Organism: Epinephelus lanceolatus (giant grouper)
Lineage: Eukaryota; Metazoa; Chordata; Actinopteri; Perciformes; Serranidae
Product: CD276 antigen homolog
Biological process (GO): T cell receptor signaling pathway; regulation of cytokine production
Cellular component (GO): external side of plasma membrane
Molecular function (GO): signaling receptor binding
Source: RefSeq, a predicted model, not a curated record
GGCCGAGGCGUUCCUUGAGACCAACUACAGGAUGUUUCACCAGUGGAGUGGACGAGUCUCCGUGUCUCAUCUCAGUGCCGUUAGUGCUUUGGUUUUUCUCCUUCUGACACACAGCUGUGAAGGUGCUUCUCAGAUGAUUGGCCCUUCUAAGCCAAUACUGGAGAUGGUUGGAGAUGAUGUCGUUUUGCCAUGUCACCUGGAGCCUGCUGCUGAUGUUGUUGCAAAGACGCUGGAGUGGGCCAGACUGGACCUGAACCCCAGGUUUGUCAACGUAAGGCGUGACGGUGUGGCGCUCUUGCAGGAUCAGAACCCGUCCUACCUGGGGAGGACAUCACUGUCCACUGACAAACUGAGGCAGGGAGACAUUUCACUGAAGCUGUCCAAAGUGAGACUCUCUGAUGAGGGAAAGUACAGGUGCCACAUUCCAAACCUGGGGACCUCUACGGCCGAGCUUAUUGUCGGUGCGUUUUCCUCUCCGGCUGUCAUCAUAGCAGAGAUGGACAGAGCCGGCAGCAGAGUGGUGUUGGAGUGUAAAUCUGCAGGCUGGUAUCCAGAGCCUGAGGUGCUGUGGCUGGACCGUGAGGGAAACCUCCUCUCUGCUGGACCUCCAGAGACAGUCAGAGGUCCUGAUGACCUCUAUACUGUCAGCAGCAGAGUGACUGUGGAGAAGAGACACGGCAACAGCUUCACCUGUAGAGUCCAGCAGAGGAACAUCAACCAGACCAGAGAAAUAAAUCUUCAGAUCACAGAGGACAUCUUAGAGGUCCCAUCUUGCACUGUGCGUGUCAUCAUCAUCUCGUCUGUUUGCGUCGUGUUCUCCUGCAUCUGUGCAGCUCUCCUUGUUUUGGGGAAACUGAGACAAAACAACGGCCAAAACAAGCACUGUGACAAUGAAACUGUAGAUGGAGCAGCAGAAGGAGAGCAGCUCCCCAGCACGAAGGAUUUGAUAGAUGAAAAGUUAGAGGAAAAGAAAGACAUGGAACAUGUGAUUAGAGCACUGAUGGAAGAGAAGACAGAGCUGGAGACCUCCAGAGACAAACUGAAAACUGAGCUGGUGAAGGUGGAGGAGGAGAAGAAGAAGAACGAGAAGAAACUCGAUAAAUUAGAGAAACACUUUGAUGUGAAGAAACAAGAGAAAAAGUUACUUCUUUCACAGAACAAUGUGGAACUGGACAAUAAAAAUCUAGAAUAUAAGGAAUCUCUACAGAGAACUAAAGAGAAACUUGAGAAAACAGAGGACAUGAUCCAGAGAAUAACAGAGUGGAAGAAGAAGGUAGAAAAACAGAUUGAGCAAAUGAAGAAACGACUUGAGGAGACAGAGAGAGGAGCUCCAGGUCAAACAUCAGUCGGAGAGGUCGGAUAGAGAGGUGACACACACACAUACAGAGAGUCAGUCCUCUCAGCCUGACUGCAGUUAAUCAAAGGCUCCUGUGACAAAACAUUUAUGUCAUGUAGAGACAGCUCUGACUGAAACUCAUCCUGACAUCAGAGUCACUGUAUUCAACAGGAGACACAGUGACAGAAGACGUCAAUCAAUCAAUCAAUCAAUCAAUCAAUCAAUCAAUUUUAUUUAUA